AUGGGCAAGUCUGGGAGCGGGAAAACUUCGAUGAGAUCCGUUAUUUUCUCAAACAAUACUGCUUCCGCAACUUCGCGUCUAGGGGCCACAAUCGAUGUUGAACAAAACCAUAUGCGCUUUUUGGGAGACCUAAUGCUUAAUCUAUGGGACUGCGGUGGCCAAGACAACUUCUUUGACUCUUACCUCUCGUCCCAACGGCAAACCAUUUUCAACGACGUCGCUGUUCUUAUCUAUGUAUUCGAUAUCGAGAUAGAGACCCGACAGCCGACCGACGCAGUUCUAAAGGAAAAAGAGAAGGACUUUGAAUAUUUCUAUCACAUUUUGGAUAAUUGUCGGUCCCGGAGCCCCGAAGCCAAGAUUUUCGUUCUAAUCAACAAGAUGGACCUGAUCUCUGGAGGAAAGAAAGAGAAAGAUGAAGCCUACAGCCGCAAGGUUCGGGAAUUGGAUACGCGGGCAAAACCUAUUAUGGGCAACACCUCACUUCGUUGUUUUGGCACAAGCAUUUGGGAUCAAAGCCUAUACAGGGCAUGGUCUCGGAUUGUCCAUACACUUAUUCCGAAUGCAAACCUACUCGCUCGACACCUGAGCAUGUUUUGUACAAUUUGCGAUGCGACAGAAGUUGUGUUAUUUGAGCGCACUACCUUCCUUAUUAUUGCUCGAAGCGGGCGUGGCGGGGAGUUUGGCGAACAAGGUGGCGAAAUCUCUGACUCGGGGGAUGAUCCAAUAAAUCCCGAACGAUUCGAGAAAAUCAGCGAGCUUAUCAAGGCGUUCAAGCUCUCGUGCAGCAAACUGCAAGAACAAUUCCACUCACUUGAGAUGCGUUUCCCACAGUUCGCCUGUUUACUGGACGUUUUGACGCCGAACACCUAUGUGAUGGUUAUCACUUCCCAUCCUAAUAUCCAACCAUCUUUGCUGAAACUUAAUGUCCGACUAGCUCGGAGCAAGUUUAAUGAGCUACAAGCAGGCCGUUUCCCAUCCGCUCCAACUACUCCUAUUUCUCCUGCUUGA
Messenger RNA from Rhizoctonia solani, 1008 nucleotides. Its product is annotated as GTP-binding protein GTR1. The record is from RefSeq and is a predicted model, not a curated record. Gene Ontology annotation, cellular component: nucleus; Gtr1-Gtr2 GTPase complex; fungal-type vacuole membrane. NCBI's taxonomy places the organism in Eukaryota, Fungi, Basidiomycota, Agaricomycetes, Cantharellales, Ceratobasidiaceae. The coding region runs from base 1 to 1008 and encodes 335 amino acids. The transcript is spliced from 6 exons. Gene Ontology annotation, biological process: regulation of autophagy; cellular response to amino acid stimulus; positive regulation of TOR signaling. Gene Ontology annotation, molecular function: GTP binding; GTPase activity.